AUGGAGAGGAGGGGUAGAAGGAAAGGCGUGAGGUACAUCAAAGAGAACAGAGAUCGCGGCAUCACCCUCAGCAAGAGGCGUGAAGGGCUGUUCAAGCUUGCGAAUGACCUCUCCAUCCUCACUGAUGCUAGUGUCGCAGUUUGCCUACAUGACAACAAUAAUAAGGUACAGUUUUUCGGGGCCCCAAUGGUGGAACCCAUCGCCGAUGCUUUUCUAUCAGAACAUCCACAGACAAAACCAUUUGUCGACAAACAACUGAAGGCCAAGAUCGCGUCGAUGCAAAGACAGCUGGUUCAGCUAGAGAGUGAACAAGAUGAGAAGGCAAAGAAGACUGAAAAAUCAAUCCAGCGCUUCAAUGAGGUCAAAGAACAGAGCGAAGGUCCGGCCAAACAUGUCUUCUCCAAGGUAGAGGAUCUUAGCCUCGAUGAAAUGCGUGAACUUUAUCAAAUACUCUUGGUGAUCCAGCAAGAUGUCAAGCAGCGGUUGCCUACCCUACGUGGUGGCAACAAGCUGCAGAUUGGUGGAUCUAGUGCGUCGGCACGCCAGGAGCCCUCGUGUUCUCGCUUGAUGGCUUCGCACCAUCCAUUCACUCCAUUGCUUCCUGGAGGGACAUCAAGAAUCCCCAUGGUACCUCCACCCCAGGCUCUAGGGUCACCGUGGUCUCACGUAGUUCCGCUACGUUCACCACGGUUUCCUUCUGCAGAGCUAGUGCCAUCUCAACAAUUACCACUGGCAUCACUAUCACAGAACACAGUGCCACUUUCUACAAUGCAUGCUCCAUUAGCGCAAAAGCCAAUUACCAAUCAAUCAUCAGCGGUUCCCCUGUUAACGCAAUGGCAAAUGCGUUUCGGGGAACAGCCAUCCUCUGAAGCACAAGCAUCCACUCUAGUGGAGCAACCUCAGCAAAAUGAUAGUGCAGCCCCUAUCCCAACCUUCAGUGAUAAUCUCCUUUCAGAGUUGUUGGCUGAUGUCAGUGAUGAUGGCAUUGCUACUGAUGCUGCAUUGGGUUCUCCUAUUGAUGCCAACUGGUUUGCUGACUUGGACGCUCCCAAUGGGAAUAUAUAG
Oryza brachyantha (malo sina) is the source of this 1065-nucleotide messenger RNA. Its product is annotated as agamous-like MADS-box protein AGL28. Gene Ontology annotation, biological process: positive regulation of transcription by RNA polymerase II. The coding region runs from base 1 to 1065 and encodes 354 amino acids. The record is from RefSeq and is a predicted model, not a curated record. Gene Ontology annotation, molecular function: RNA polymerase II cis-regulatory region sequence-specific DNA binding; DNA-binding transcription factor activity, RNA polymerase II-specific; protein dimerization activity. The transcript has 2 exons. Lineage: Eukaryota; Viridiplantae; Streptophyta; Magnoliopsida; Poales; Poaceae.